AUGCAGCCUAAUCACUGCGACCUUCUGGGUCAGGUGCGUGAACCCAGAGCCGCAAGUCGGAUGACGCGCGAUGGCCAGCCGCUUCAUAACGGUCAGCCCCAGCUAUCCGGUGCACCCAUGAGAUCAGAGGAUUCCUGGAUCGACGUGUCGUCGCAGCCGUCCUCGUCGUCCAUCUCCUCAGCUGCUACCAGCGAUGAUAUAAUAACCACCGGUUUACGUGUCGAGCAGGGAGAAGCGGGUGCAUACCAACGCCGAAAUCGACGGCGUCGCCUACAACACCUUGCUGCUAUCACUACAGCGCAGGUGGCCUAUGGAUCGCACGACACCAGUCAAGCCAGCAGCAGUCAAGAGGAAUAUGAAGAAAGCGAAAGCGAAUCUGACCGAGUACUCAGCAGCUCGAAUGAAGAAAUGCCUCGCAGAACCUUCCCUACUGCCUUACCGAUGCGCCCUGAACAACCCUCGUCUAGCUCUGAUGCUGCCUCUAGUGAUGAUGAAGACGAUACCUCCACUGCUUUAGGGAUGGGCAUUAGUCCGUCUCCAUUUGUUCCUCAGCCCAAUGUGUUCACGCACCCUCCAGCCACCUCAGAUACUUCAUGGUCUCGCCCUUCCGAUGCUCGCCGUCAAGCCAAUGUAUCUACCUCGAGCCGACAAUCAGCGACUCGAAGAGAGUCAUACCCUAGUUCGCGAUCAACACGAAGCAAUAAAUAUCAACACAGCCCUUACAAUAUGAUCUCACCAUCUCACCAUGCAGACCAUGAUGCCGCCCUUCGCGCUAGUCUGUCCACCCUUCUGUCAUGUGCCGCCGCCGCAAGAGGCUUGCCGAAAAAUGACAAUCAACCCACAACUUCACCGGCUGCUCCUCAACCCACUGUACAGCCCUCUGCCUUCCGCCUUGUUGGUGAAUCAGUAGCUAUGGGAGAAGAGAGUGGCGAUGAGGAACUUCGAUCUUCCCCUCAGUAUCCCCAGACGAGUCCGUCGGUAGGGACUUCGGAUAGAGAUACACGCCCAUCGACAAUCUCAACAACUCCAGCUGUUGCCAAGUCAAAGCAUCGUUCAAGUUCCUCCAAAGACCGCAGUGCCGCGAAGAAAAGUCGCCGGGCGACAAUGGCGGAUUCCACAACACCUGUCAGCCCCACAAUGAUGACUUGGGUCAUCAGUGCUGGAGUGGUAGUUCUGUUCUCCGCUAUCAGCUUCUCUGCCGGGUACAUGCUCGGUCGGGAAGUUGGUCGAACCGAGGUAGGCAUGAUAGGAGAGGGUGUUCCUGGCCCCCGGUCAUCGGCCUCGUGUGGACAGGAAGCAGUCCGAGGUGGACUCCGGAAACUGCGCUGGGGGACUGCCGCUGCAGGAACUGCUAGUCUUGCAUAA
Messenger RNA from Penicillium nucicola, 1365 nucleotides. RefSeq lists its product as uncharacterized. The coding region runs from base 1 to 1365 and encodes 454 amino acids. NCBI's taxonomy places the organism in Eukaryota, Fungi, Ascomycota, Eurotiomycetes, Eurotiales, Aspergillaceae. The transcript has 2 exons. The record is from RefSeq and is a predicted model, not a curated record.